Messenger RNA from Lutzomyia longipalpis, 1266 nucleotides. Its product is annotated as probable isoaspartyl peptidase/L-asparaginase CG7860. The transcript has 2 exons. Lineage: Eukaryota; Metazoa; Arthropoda; Insecta; Diptera; Psychodidae. The record is from RefSeq and is a predicted model, not a curated record. Gene Ontology annotation, molecular function: asparaginase activity. The coding region runs from base 225 to 1220 and encodes 331 amino acids.
AUAAACUGAAUCGUUCGUUUUUCCCCCUAAAUCAAGUACCUUACCCAUGGUAAUCAGCAUUAAAGAAAAACCUUAUCAGCUGUUAAUUGGAAAGAAAACGACUUUACAUGAUAAGAUCCUCAAUUAAACUACCUUGUGCGAGAGAGAUUAAAUGAAUUGCCCACUGAUCAGUCUUUAUCUGCACAAAAUUCAUUUAUUUGUGAAGAAAUUCUCACGGAUUAAAGAUGAAUCUUCUGCUAAUUGUUCUUCUCAGCACAUUUUCCUUCUGUCUCUGUCAAGACCUCGAACCCAUUGUCCUUGUCCAUGGCGGUGCUGGUUUCACAUCCGAUGAGAGAGACCCGGAAAAAUUUGCCGGCACCAAAUUGGCUGCACGUAUUGGGUAUCAAACCCUAAUGGAGACUGGAUCUGUCCUGGAUGCCGUUGAGCAAGCUGUUAGGAGUAUGGAACUCGAUUCAGGCUUCAAUUGUGGCUACGGUGCUGUACUGACGCUCAAUUGGACCGUAGAAAUGGACGCCAGCAUAAUGGAUGGAUCAGAUUUAUCCGCUGGAUGCGUUUCUGGGGUUCAAGACAUCCUGCAUCCCAUUACUCUGGCAAGAAUGGUACGAGAACGAACCCCGCAUACCUUCCUCUCAGGCGUGGGACUUAUGGAAUUUGCCAGGCAGCAGAAUGUUCACAUUCUCUACCCGCCUGGACAGAUGGCUUCAGAGAGGGCGAAAGCUUCCCUACAAGCUUGGCUGGAUAGUCAGGCAUCAAACCCCGGGAAUACUGAGACUUUUGGGGAACCUGGAACUGUUGGAGCGGUGGCAAUGGAUGCUUAUGGCAAUUUAGCAGCAGCUACGUCCACUGGUGGGAUUACAGGGAAGUAUCCAGGUCGUGUUGGUGAUACCCCCUUGCUGGGAAGUGGAACAUAUGCAGACAAUCGCUAUGGGGCUGUUUCAACCACCGGCCAUGGGGAGAGUAUAAUGAAGGUGAAUCUUGCAAAGGAUAUUAUCAACAGGAUGGCCUAUCUGGGGGAAGAUGUUCAAACGGCUUCCAUGAAUUCCGUUGAGGAAAUGACGCGCUUGCUUGCCAACACUGCUGGGGUAAUUGUUCUCGAUCCUGCAGGCAAUCCUGGGAUAUACACGUCCUCCGGGAAGAUGUCCUGGGCCUACCAGAGAAACGAUACCGUUCACUAUGGUAUUCGCCCUGAGGAUCAUUUCACAGAGAGUGCAUGGAAUUGAAUUUAAAGGAGAAUUUCUUUGGAAAUAAAUUGAUGAAGAACCUUUU